GCGGGAUCGUGUCAGCAAUUCCAAAUAAAAGAUCUGCAUAUAUAUACUGUACCUCGCCAGGCAGCAUUCGCGCGAUUUCGCGGUCUGGCUCUCGUCUCCCUCUCAUAAGACUGCUUGACAGCAAACAAGCCUUACUAGAACUUCUAAAAUCUGAAGCUCACCAUAAUAAGCCAACACAACGAGAACCAUGGAUGCCGCAUCGUACCUCUCGAGGCUCCUCCGCUUCGAGGUGCUGCUGACGCUGCUGGGGGUGUAUCUCGCCCCGCUCAUAGCCUACAAGGCCUACAAAAUCUUCAUCUACCCCUACUACAUAUCACCCCUGAGACAGCUCCCAGGGCCAAAGAACCAUCAUUUCCUCCUCGGCCACACGCUCCACCAACUCCGCAGCGGCCACCCCAACGAGCCCUACCUCUCCUGGAUGCGCCAAUGGCCGAACCCGCAGCCCGCGGGACUGAUCCGGUACUUUGACGUGGGCAACGCGGACGCGGUGCUGGUCACCAGCCUGGCCGCGCUCAGGGAGAUCCUGCACGACAAGUGCUACUCGUUCCAGAAGCCGGCCUUCUUCAAGCGGCUGGUCGCCGACAUGGUCGGCUUCGGACUGGUGUUCACCGAGGGCGAGGAGCAUAAGAGGCAGCGGAGGCUGUUGGCGGGGCUGUUCUCGCCGGGCAAUCUCCGCGAGGCGCUGGUGCCCCUUUUUCGGGACAAGGCUGGGCAUAUGGUGGAGAUGUUGGAUCGGGUUGUUGAGGAGGAGGGCGGGGUUGUGGAUUUGGUGUCCCUGUACUCCAAGAUCAUGCUGGAUAUCAUGGGCGUCUUCGCACUGGGCGUGGAACUGGGCAAUCUGCAGCAGCCGGCGAACGACGCGGCGGCGGCCGACAACUCGUUCGACCACUGCUACCACGAACUAUUCGACCCCGACAGCUGGGGCCAGAUUCUGAUGGGGCUCAAUGCCGUUUUCCCCGUGCGAUGGCUGCCCUUCGAGGCCAAUCGGCGCUUCAAGCAGGCGUUGCACACGGUGCGCAGCCAGUUGAUGGCCAUCAUCCAGGACAGGAUCCGGACCGUGGGCGAAUGGAGGGCGGCUGGUGUGGAUAGCGACGCGUAUAAGGGCAAGGACCUGCUGACGUUUAUGGUGGCCGAGAAGUACUACGCGGAUAGCGACCGCUGGAGCCAGGAGUAUAUCAUGGAGCAGAUCCUUACCUUUCUUGCAGCCGGCCACGAAACCACAGCCGCGGGGCUCACAUGGGGCACCCAGCUGCUGAUCGAGCACCCGGACUCGGCCCACCGUCUCCGAAGCGAGAUCGACGCUCUCCUCCGCCGCGAACCCGUGCCCGACCAGCGCAGCAUCGAGAGCCUCCCUUACCUGCACAACUUCACGCGCGAGGUGCUGCGCCUCCAGCCCCCCGGCGUCAACGUGGCGCGCGAGGCGGUCGAGGACGUGGUCAUACAGAACAAGGUGGUGUUGCCGCGCGGCACUACCGUGCUGGUGCAGCCGGCCGUGCUGAACCGCAACCCGACCAUCUGGGGCCCCGACUGCGACGAGUUCCGCCCGGACCGCUGGGACCGGCUCGAGGGCGACGCGGCUGACCCGUGGGCCUUUGCGACCUUCCCGCUCGGUCCGAGGGUGUGCAUUGGCAAGGCGAUGAGCCUGCUCGAGUUCAAGAUGAUCUUUGUGGAGCUGGUGUCGAAGUUUGAUGUUGAGGGGGUGGUGCCCGGUGCGAAGGUGGGGGAUAUUAGGCUUAUUAACCCGAGCCCGUUGCUGAGGCCUGAGGGUGGGCUUAAGGUGCGCGUGAGGAGGAGGGCGGUGUAGUAGGAGUUUGUUUUGGGGUAUGGUUUCUGUACUUUGUAGCAAGGUCUGGAUACAUAGGGUACGUAUUAGCAGUAGUGGUUUCCUAAUUCAUCGCUUUGUGGCUU
Messenger RNA from Chaetomium strumarium, 1908 nucleotides. Its product is annotated as cytochrome P450. The record is from RefSeq and is a predicted model, not a curated record. The transcript has 5 exons. Bases 188 to 1804 code for a protein of 538 amino acids. Gene Ontology annotation, molecular function: heme binding; iron ion binding; monooxygenase activity. Lineage: Eukaryota; Fungi; Ascomycota; Sordariomycetes; Sordariales; Chaetomiaceae.